This is a messenger RNA of Momordica charantia (bitter melon), 1376 nucleotides long. Lineage: Eukaryota; Viridiplantae; Streptophyta; Magnoliopsida; Cucurbitales; Cucurbitaceae. The record is from RefSeq and is a predicted model, not a curated record.
AUGCAUUCAAAAUCUAAAAGUGUGAAUCAACUAGAAUCUGAACCACCAAAUAUGCAGCAGACUGGUAGUUAUUCUGAACCUUGGUGGCGCAGUAUUGGGUACAAUCCUAUCUCCCCGCCAGCAGCAGGAGGAAAUGUGUCCAAUUCAACAUCACUGGAAUGCACUAAUGGUGCUUCCGAAUCUAAUGAGGGUCAGUCGAUGUCAAAUGAUGAUUUGAAUGAAGAAGACGAUGAUGAUAACACAAAAGACUCACAAGCUGCAAGUUAUGGGCAAGAACAGCACAACACCCAGCGUGCUGUUUCAACUGCACCUACAGUGCAUGGUGGAUGUAUCACACAACCUCCUCAGCUGGAACUUGUAGGCCACAAUAUAGCGUGUGCAUCAAAUCCAUAUCAAGAUCCUUAUUAUCCAGGACUGAUGACUGCCUAUGGGCAUCAACCUUUGGGUUAUCCUCCUUUUCUUGGGAUGCCACAUGCUAGAAUGGCUCUGCCCCUUGAGGUGACACAGGAGCCAGUUUUUGUGAAUGCCAAACAAUACCAAGGGAUUCUAAGGCGAAGACAAGCACGUGCUAAAGCAGAGGUCGAGAAUAAACUGAUAAAAGUUAGAAAGCCAUAUCUUCAUGAGUCUCGUCACCAGCAUGCCAUGAGAAGGGCAAGGGGUAGUGGAGGACGUUUUGCCAAGAAGAGUGAAGUUAAUUCUUCGUGCUCUACUAUGAAGGAUAAGGAAUGUGGAUCUGGUCAAGCUAUCUCAUCGCACUCAGCUAGUUCAUCUGGUUCUGAAGCUGUGCCUCGUGUCUUGGCUGAAACCUGGAAUUCCUCCAAUGGUCAACAAGAAGCAAGGACGCAGUUGCAUGAGACAUAUGAAGCUCGUACUUAUGUAAAUGGCAGUAGCCAUUUUCAAAACUACAGUAGCUUCCAAGCUUCAUCAUAUGCUUUACGUACUGGCGAGAGAGGUGAAGAUGGAGACUGUUCGGGACAGCAACGAGGAAGUAUCUCAGAAAAUCAGGCGGCACAGAGGCGUCUUGCCAUUAAGUGAACGUACUGAAAAUAUGGGGUACCCCUUGGUUAUAUCUGUGGGGCUACAUUCCCUGGCAGUCCUCUGCUAGGCGGCAAAUCAUUCUUGGCUUUGUUCUGGUGCAUGUUCCCAAAGGAGAUGGGAUGAUCUAAGUUGGCCAUUUGGACCCUAGUUCUAGUUAAGUCCUUGGAUGCUUUAUUUCAUCAACCUCCCCCAUUUUUAACUUGUGUAUAGAACACUCCAUAGAUUUCAGACGCUGUUUUAUUUUAUUUUCCAAACCACCUUUCUAGAUCAAAUGUUCAACUGUUGUGUACUUGUGAGUGUGUCAAAGCUUGAAUUGUGAUUCUUGAUUUAGUUGCAAA